AUUGACAUUUUGAAGUUGCUUCUCCGGGGUGUUUGAACAGGAAGGCGGACAUGUUGGCCAGGCUGUGGGAGAAAAUCGGGCAUCGUCUGCUGUUUUUUUCCCCCCCAAAACCUAACAUACAUCAAAAUCCAAUCUGUUUGCCUUCGAUCUGAGAGAUAAAGCCGUCUGGACGACGAGCAGUCGACAGUCAGUGACAGUGCACGGGGCUGCGGCGGAAGGACUGCCGUUAAACGCUGUAACGACUCCGUGUUUCAACUGAUCGAAAUUUGGAAGAAGCAGAAGUUUUUUUUCCCACCACUUCUACUUUUGAGCUGUCAGAUUCGUUUGUCGUUUUCUGCAAGGGCCUGGCACAGAUAUGGGAACGGGCCCGGACUAACCCUCCCACAAACUGUGCUUUCCAAAUAGACGUUACAUUCAAGUUUAAGUUGCCUUUUGUUUGGAUGCACCAACAUUUUUAAGCCCUUAUCCUCUGCGGCAUCCUGCGGAGGCUGACUAAUCUGUCGCCGCAUUUAUCUUCUACCACUGAAGUUAUUUGCCACUCAUACUGGGAAACAUCUUUCGACACUGGAAAUGUGGCUUUUGUAUAUUCAACGCAACCAGAAACGUUUUAUCGUCUGUGAAAACUCGAGGAGAACGAUGUGUUUUCUUUGAAGUGCGGCGGAAAGUUCACACGAAGAAAGGAACAUUUGGCUAGCUAGCUACCGCUGGCUGCUAAGGCUAGCUAGCCAGCCUUCUGCCUCGCCAGUGAGCUUUUUUUGUUCAUAACUCAACACCGGGACUGAGUUCAACAGCAAAAAUGUCUGCUGGAGAAAGUCUGGGGGCUCGAUUUGAAAAAAUCGAUGCCAUGUUGAAGGACCCAAAGUCAGAAAUAAAUACGGAUUGUCUUCUGGAUGGCUUGGAUGCACUGGUGUACGACCUUGACUUCCCUGCCCUGAGGAAAAACAAGAGCAUUGACAACUUUUUGAAUAGAUAUAAGGAAACCAUUAGUAAAAUCCGUGACCUACGCAUGAAAGCGGAAGACUAUGAGGUGGUUAAAGUUAUCGGGAGGGGUGCGUUUGGAGAGGUGCAAUUGGUAAGACACAAAGCCACAUGCAAGGUAUACGCCAUGAAGCUGCUGAGCAAGUUUGAGAUGAUCAAAAGGUCGGACUCUGCUUUCUUUUGGGAGGAGAGGGACAUCAUGGCUUUUGCCAACAGCUCAUGGGUGGUGCAGCUCUUUUUUGCCUUCCAGGAUGACCGCUACCUCUACAUGGUGAUGGAAUACAUGCCCGGUGGCGACUUGGUUAACCUGAUGAGCAACUAUGACGUCCCAGAGAAAUGGGCCCGCUUUUACACGGCUGAGGUGGUGCUGGCUCUGGACGGUAUCCAUUCUAUGGGCUUCAUUCACAGGGACGUGAAGCCUGAUAACAUGUUACUAGACAAAGCAGGCCACUUAAAACUGGCAGACUUUGGGACCUGCAUGAAAAUGAACAAGGAUGGUAUGGUACGAUGUGACACAGCAGUGGGAACUCCUGAUUACAUUUCACCUGAGGUACUGAAAUCCCAAGGAGGAGAUGGCUACUACGGCAGAGAGUGUGACUGGUGGUCAGUGGGAGUGUUCCUGUACGAAAUGCUAGUUGGUGACACACCUUUCUAUGCAGACUCACUGGUUGGGACAUACAGCAAAAUUAUGAACCACAAGAACGCCCUGACCUUUCCCGAUGACAGCGACAUCUCCAAUGAUGCCAAGAAUCUCAUCUGUGCUUUCCUGACUGACAGGGAGGUUCGUCUCGGCCGUAACGGUGUAGAUGAGAUCAAGAGGCAUCCUUUCUUCAAGAAUGAUCAGUGGACAUGGGAGAACAUCAGAGAAACUGCUGCCCCAGUAGUGCCAGAACUGAGCAGCGACAUCGACACCAGUAACUUCGAUGACAUCGAGGAAGAUCGGGGAGAAGAGGAGACCUUUCCGAUACCAAAGGCCUUUGUGGGCAACCAGCUCCCCUUUGUAGGCUUCACUUACUACAGCAAUCAGCACCUUUCGCGCAGCUCCACCACCGCCACCACAAAAGCCAGUGACAAACGUAGCAGCUCCACAAAGGAAGACAAGAGUCAUCUGGAGAACCUGCAGAAAAGAAUCUACCAGCUGGAGGAACAGCUCCACAGUGAGAUGCAGCUGAAGGAUGAAUUGGAGCAGAAAUGCAGGACCUCGAACACCAAGAUCGACAAGAUCAUGAAAGAACUGGACGAAGAGGCAAACCUGAGGAAAAGUGCCGAGGCCAGCAUGUCUCUGCUGGAGAAGGACAAAAUCAUGCUGCAGCACAGAUUCACCGAGUACCAAAGAAAAGCUGACCAGGAGGCAGAGAAGAGACGCAAUUUGGAGAACGAAGUGUCAACUUUAAAGGAGCAGCUUGAAGAUAUGAGAAAGUUAAGCCAGAACUCUCAGGCCUCAAAUGACAAGAUUGCCCAGCUGCAGAAUCAGCUGGAAGAGGCCAACGACCUCCUGCGGGCAGAGUCGGACACGGCAGCGAGACUGAGGAAGAGCCACACGGAGAUGGCCAAGUCAAUGAGCCAGUUGGAGACUUUGAACCGGGAGCUGCAGGAGAGGAGCCGCGCAGUAGACGGAGAGAAAGCCCAGCUGGAGAAGGAGCUCCUGCUUAUUCAGAGCACCCUGGACUCAGAGAGGAGGAACUACAGCCAAGGCUCUGAGGAGAUCAGGGAGCUGCAAGUGAGGAUGACAGGGCUGCAAGAGGACAACAAAAGCUUGAAGCUCAACCUUUCUAAAGUAGAGGCCGAACGCAAACAGGCCCAAGAGAGAAGCAAUAACCUGGAGAAGGAAAAGAACAACCUGGAGAUAGACCUGAACUACAAACUGAAGACCCUGCAGGAGCGUCUGGAGCAAGAACAGACCGAGCACAGGGUGACGCGGGCACAGCUCACCGACAAAUAUGAGUCUAUUGAAGAAGCCAAAUCAGCUGCCAUGAAUGCUGUUCAGCAGAAGAUGUCGGAGGAGAACGGAGCGAGGAUGCGAGCGGAGAGCCGGGUAGUGGAGGUUGAGAAGCAGUGCUCGAUGUUAGAGUUUGACCUCAAGCAGUCCGUGCAGAAGAUGGAGCAGCUGAUGAAGCAAAAGGAAAGGCUGGAAGACGAAGUGAAGAGUCUGCGGAUACAGCUAGAACAGGAUUCAAACAAGCGCGUCCAGGCCCAGAACGAGCUGAAGGGUCGCAUGCAGGAGAUCGACCGUCUCCGGUGUUCAGAGAAGCAGCUCAAACAGGAGAUCAACACAGCACUAGAGAGUAAACGCUCCCUGGAGUUCCAGCUGGCACAGCUGACCAAACAAUACAGAGGUAACGAGGGACAGAUGAGGGAACUUCAGGACCAGCUUGAGGCCGAACAGUAUUUUUCUACGCUUUACAAAACUCAGGUCAAGGAACUAAAAGAGGAGAUCGAGGAUAGGAACCGGCAGGUACAAGAGGCUCAUAAAAAGGUGCAGGACUUGUGCAGUGAAAGGGACUCCCUGUCUGCCCAGCUGGAUCUGACUGUGACCAAGGCUGAGUCAGAGCAGCUUGCCCGGGCGCUUCAGGAGGAGCAGUACUUCGAGCUCAGCCAAGAGAACAAGAAGACAGUAACUAGACAUAAGCAGGAGAUCGGGGAGAAGGAGUCUACUAUUGCACGACUUGAGGAAUCCAAUAAAACUCUGACCAAAGAUGUGGAGAACCUCAGCAAAGAGAAGUCCGAGUUGAACGAGAAGCUUCGUACUCAGGAAGAAGAGUAUACAGCUCAGAAGGAAGAAAUUACAAAUGCAAUCAAGGCCAACUAUGAGAAGGUCCUCAAUACAGAGCGUACACUGAAGACUCAGGCGGUGAACAAGCUGGCAGAGAUCAUGAACCGCAAGGACAUGAAGCUGGACCAGAAGAAGAAGGGCAGUACCGCUGACCUGCGAAAGAAAGAGAAGGAGAACCGCAAGCUUCAGCUUGAUCUCAACCAGGAGAAGGAGAAGUUCAACCACAUGGCCAUUAAGUAUCAGAAGGAGUUGAGCGAGAUGCAGGCGCAACUGGCCGAGGAGUGCACAUAUCGCAACGAGCUGCAGAUGCAGCUGGACAGUAAGGAGAGCGAUAUCGAGCAGCUCCGGGAGAAACUCAACGACCUGCAACAGCGCAUGGAUAACUCUAGCGUCACCAGCUUGCAGACAGACGAGACAGACAGCAACAUCGCAGAAUCCAGAUUGGAGGGUUGGCUGUCUAUUCCUAACCGCGCUAAUAUCAAGCGAUACGGAUGGAAGAAGCAGUAUGUGGUGGUGAGCAGCAAGAAGAUUCUGUUCUACAACGAUGAGCAGGAUAAGGAACAGUCCAACCCUUCGAUGGUACUAGAUAUCGACAAACUGUUUCACGUCAGACCAGUCACACAGGGAGACGUGUACCGAGCUGAGACAGAAGAGAUUCCAAGGAUAUUCCAGAUCCUGUAUGCCAACGAGGGAGAGUGCAGGAAGGAGGCGGACAUGGAGACGGUCCCUCAGGGCGACAAGACCAACUGUCUCCCCCACAAAGGCCACGAGUUCAUCCCCACGCUAUAUCACUUCCCUUCCAACUGCGAGGCAUGCGCCAAGCCUUUGUGGCAUGUCUUCAAGCCGCCUCCGGCCCUGGAGUGUCGCCGCUGCCACGUCAAGUGCCACAAGGACCACCUCGACAAAAAGGAGGAUGUUAUUGCUCCUUGCAAAGUAAACUACGAUGUGACCUCUGCCCGGGACAUGCUCCUGCUGGCUCUGACCCAAGAUGAGCAGAAGAAAUGGAUUGGCCACCUUGGAAAGAAGAUUCCUAAGACCCCACCAUCCACAUUUUCAAGAGCCUCACCUCGUACUAUGUCCACUCGCUCCGGACCGAACCAGUCCUUCCGCAAGAACCCUAAAAGCAAUACAGGAAAGCUGAGCUAACCGUCUGAACCAUUGGAUUCUUUUCUGGACUCUAUACUUUCCCUCCUCCCCCCUUCCUCAUCCUCAAAAAAAAAUGGAGAAACUUGUAUUAUGUAGAAAAUUCGGUUAAAAAAAAAAAAAAAAAAGAAAAUAUCAGAAAAUAACCAGCGCUGGAAAAUUACAAAACAUGUCAGACACAAGGCAUCAUGGACAUUAAGAGGCCUGAUACCCCCCACCCCCCACCUCCUCAGCCCUCUCACAUCCUCGAGAUAAAACAUCCAUCUACACAAAGUUGCAGCUCUCCAUUUCUACCAGAAGAUGGCACAGUCGUCUUGAAAGAUGGACAGAGGAGAGAUGGAGGGACUCAUGUUAUGGAGGCAUUCUGUGUUUCAUAUCAUUUGACAGUUCUGAUGGAAAUCGGAAGGUAAAAGGGGGUUUUGCUGGGACUUCUGCAAGUAUGUGUUCAGUUAAAGGUACUGUCAUACAGGGAUUGCAGAUCUGCAGUGAGUGGUUGUGUCUCAGGGGUGGAAAAAUGAAUAUCUAUUUUGUAAUUUUCUCUCCCCUUCUGACAGAGACUCAAGUUAAAUGUAAGCAUACUUCUGUUUUCAGCUAACAAAAAUGACUGAUGCCUUCAUCAAAUGUCUCUGGCCUUUUUGCCUUUAUUCUUAUUAUUCAGCAAGUCAGUUAUCAGGGUUGGGACAGAGUAUUGGGACAUGAGUAUUAGAUGUUUUGAGUAUUGAGUGAGGAGCAUGCAAGAUCAUCAUUUAAAUCUAUGCAUUAUUUUUAUUAUUAUAAUUAUUUUUAUUGCUCCAAGCCAUACGGAAACCUCCAUUGUAAUGGCAUAUAGGAGUGCUAAAACUUAAUUGACUUUUUUUCUGUUUAUUUGGUACAUUGUCUCUGUAAUAUUAUUUUCUUGUAUUGUUUUUUUUUUUUCUUUUUGUAAUGUAUUGCCUUACAUUGAUUCAUAGAUAAAUGGUUCAAAAGGAAAACAUUAAGUUAACAAAUGUAAAACUGCACUGUUUGAAUUGUAAAUUAUUUGUAGAAGACUAAACAGGUGUAGCAUUUGGCCCACCUAGUGCCUUAAUGUUUGGAUAUUGAUUUUACUGCCAUAUCUGUUUUUUUUUUUUUUUCUUUCUCCAAAACAAGACAAAUCUUAACUCUUCCAGCAUUUAUUUUUUAAGAAAUCGCCACACAUUCGUGGUUUUAUCGAAACUUACUUUCUGUGGUUUGAGUAUAUAAAAUAUAUAUAUUAGAUUACCUCUUUAUGGACACAUUGCAAUAGAGUUAGAGUGUAAAAACAAAGUCCCCAGACUCAGUUCAUAUCAUUUGACAAAUUUCGGGAUGGUGUACCUUAAAGCGAGGCCUACCUGUGUCAAUGAUUGUCUGUUAACAAUUACAAGUUGUUUCUCUAACACGGUAAUGUCCCGUUAAUGCAAACCCCCCCACAGUGUAUAUAAUGAGAGAGACAUAAGGAUUAUGGAAUACCUCCGCAAUCUUUUUAUUUGUAACUUUUUUGUUCAGUUAAAAAAAAGCACUGGAACUAUGAUCUACUCUUGUCUUGGAUAAUUUGCAUGGUUAAUUGCAUUGGAGUCCGCACUGAUAGAUAUGUCAAUAAACAUAUCUUUAUCAUUCA
This is a messenger RNA of Thunnus maccoyii (southern bluefin tuna), 6509 nucleotides long. RefSeq names its product Rho-associated, coiled-coil containing protein kinase 1 (gene rock1). Gene Ontology annotation, cellular component: cytoskeleton; cytoplasm. The transcript has 33 exons. Gene Ontology annotation, molecular function: small GTPase binding; ATP binding; Rho-dependent protein serine/threonine kinase activity. Lineage: Eukaryota; Metazoa; Chordata; Actinopteri; Scombriformes; Scombridae. Bases 797 to 4897 code for a protein of 1366 amino acids. Gene Ontology annotation, biological process: cortical actin cytoskeleton organization; mitotic cytokinesis; peptidyl-threonine phosphorylation. The record is from RefSeq and is a predicted model, not a curated record.